Moneuplotes crassus is the source of this 1300-nucleotide messenger RNA. The record is from the annotation of a GenBank genome assembly. Lineage: Eukaryota; Ciliophora; Spirotrichea; Euplotida; Euplotidae.
AUGUUUCGUAGUAUCACUAAGAACAUCUUCAAGAAGUCAUUCAGGCCUAGCAGACUCAUUUACACACCUUUCAGAGGUAUCAAGUUGCAUGAGUACCAGGCCGUCCAGCUUUUGAAAAAGUAUGAUGUUCCAGUGCCGCACGGUCAACUCGCUACCACCCCAAAGGAAGCAUUGACUGUUGCUCAAUCUAUCUACGAAAUGACAGGGACAGGAGCCGUUGUGAAAGCUCAGAUCCUCGGUGGAGGAAGAGGUAAAGGACACUUCAAAGAAAACGAGUUACAAAGUGGUGUCCAUGUUGCCAAAAAUCCAAAGGAUGCGAAGACUAUCGCUAAGCACAUGCUUGGAUUCUCUCUUGUCACAAAGCAAUCAGGACACAAAGGGCUAAAAGUCAAUUCUGUAUAUUUGGUAGAGCUGUUAGAUAUCCAAAAAGAACUGUAUCUUGCAUUCGCACUUGACAGAGAAGCAUCUGCUCCAGUCUUGGUGUAUUCCCCGGCAGGGGGUAUGGAAAUCGAAGAUAUCGCCAUAGAUACUCCAGAGCUGAUCUUCAAGGAGCAUAUCAAUGAGAACAGCGGAUUCACUGACGAGCAAAUCGAGAGAAUUGUUAAGAACUUAAGUCUUGAAGAUCAUCAUGAUGAAACUGCUAAAGCAAUUCAGAAUUUAUAUACUUGAUUCCAUAACACUGACUCUGAUAUGGUAGAGAUCAACCCAAUGGUUGUUUGCUCGAAGAAAGGAGUCCUAUGUGCUGACUGAAAGAUCACCAUUGAUGAUAAUGCUGCAUACAGGCAGAAAGAGCUAGCAGAGCAAGAAGAUAAAUCUGAUGAGACUCCAAAUGAAGUUGCUGCUAAGAAAUAUGACCUAAACUAUGUCCCGAUUGGUGGAAACAUUGGGUGUUUAGUCAAUGGAGCAGGACUUGCCAUGGCUACCAUGGAUAUCCUGGAUCUUCACAAAGGAAAGGCAGCUAACUUCCUUGAUGUUGGAGGUGGUGCUCAUGGAGAACAGAUGAUUGCAGCUGUCAACCUUCUCUGUAAUGACGAGACAGUAGAUGUUAUUUACAUUAAUAUAUUCGGAGGAAUUUUGAGGUGCGAUCUUUUAGUUCAAUCCAUAAUGGAAGCUAAUAGGGAGAACCCAUUCUCAAAGCCAAUUGUCUUGAGACUCAAUGGUAAUAAAUCUGAAGAGGCUAAAGCUUUAAUUUCCGGAAAGGAGCGUGAGCUUGGUAUUCACUUCGAAGCUGAUUUUGAUGGAUCUGCCAGACUUGCAGUUCAGCUUGCAGCUGAGAAAGCAGCCCAAAAAGAGUAGUUAU